This is a messenger RNA of Bactrocera neohumeralis, 441 nucleotides long. RefSeq lists its product as uncharacterized. Bases 1 to 441 code for a protein of 146 amino acids. The transcript has 2 exons. The record is from RefSeq and is a predicted model, not a curated record. Lineage: Eukaryota; Metazoa; Arthropoda; Insecta; Diptera; Tephritidae.
AUGGUUGCAACAACGCCGGCAACUGCCCCGGCAACCACUCCCGGCCCCUGCACCGGCAACCGCGCCUGCACCGGCAACCGCGCCUGCAGCGGUCCUUCAAUCCACACCUCGCGGUGGCACUCGGCCACCACCACACACAUCGAGGACUUCGGAGAUCCGUCAGAUAAGGUGCCCCAUCUGUCGACGCCCACACCGGCUGCACCAUUGUGGCAUAUUUCGGGGCCGCAUCACACGCUGCUACAUCGCAGCGCGGCACGCGAAGUGAAUCGGCUACCCAUCCAGCGCGGCCGCAUACCCCGCUCCCAAUCCGCAACUCGUGGCGCAUCCCAUCGACGCGGAACCUCUUUGCGGCAUCGACAGCCUGGGCCACCACCUCGUCGGUCUACUGGGCUGAGCAGCGUUGUGGCUACGCUGCAACAACUGCAGCGCCUUUUAGGCUAA